AAAAAAAGAAAAAAAAAGAAGAAGAAUUCUUCACCAAACUGAAAAGUGAGAUCUAACUAACGCAGAAAACUCAUCUUUAAUGACUCCUAUUUUUCUUUCAAUUGAGUCUUUGAUUCUUCUCCGCCUCAAUAUUUGCUCUUUCAUUUCAAGAUUUGAGCUUGAAGAAUCCUUGAUUGCUCCAAGAUCUAUUUGUUCUCCAAGAUUAUUUGCAAAAGCAAGACAGUCAAUUAUCUCAAUGAACAAGAUUUUGUAUUCACAAUGGCUGAAUCAGGGAACUUGGAAGAAGAAGAAGUUAACCGGAAUUGUGUAUAUCUAAAUCUGAGCAGAAAGCAUCCAAGAAAAGGAUCAAUUAAGAGGAAUAAUCAAGGAGGUCCAGUUUAAGUCUUAAGAGGCACAAGAGAAUGCCAAAGUCCUUUGAGAAGCAAAACGAAGAGCUGAGAGAGAGAAUUGCCGACUCUGAUAGGAAUAUCAAAACGAGGAGUUGGGGUUUUUCCAGAAUUAGGGGAAACAGAGAAAAGUUCAGAAAUCUUAGAGCCACUGCCAAUAAGAUAUUUUAGACGUAACUGUGGACAAAUCAUGGAUAAACGAAUCUCGUUUAUCCAGUAACUAUACAUUAGGAGUGAAAAAAUUCUUGGAUUUUGCCUUUGGUUAUUCAAAGGCAGAGAUGAUGAAAUGUCCGUGUACUCGCUGCUUUCUAGUUAAAUUGAAGUCUAAGGAAGACAUUGAAGGAGAUUUGAUGUGUUUUGGCUUUCUAAGUUCUUACACAUGUUGGGUAUUGCAUGGAGAAGAUGUUGAUGUCACAGAAAAUACCACAGGAUUACCUUCUCAAAUAAACAAUGAUCAUGUUGAAUCUACUACAACUUCGAAUCUCUUGAAUGAUCUAUUCCCUAAUGUCAACAUGGAUGCAUAUGAAGGGUCUGGUUUGCCUGAGCAACCUAUGAGCAUAGAUAUGCUAGCACCAUCAGCGGAAAAUUGUGAAAGGGGAGAAAGUUUUGACAACUUCCAUGCUGAUUUUAAUCAAGAGCUAUACGAAGGAUGUACUAACUUCACUAAGUUAUCCUUCAUAUUGAAGUUGUAUCAUAUCAAGUGUAUGUGUGGGAUAAGCGACAAGGGAAUAUCAUUGAUUCUCGAUUUGCUUAAAGAAGCAUUUCCUCAUGCAAAAUUGCCAAAGUCAUUCAGUGAUAUGAAAAAGGUUAUCCGUAAGUUGGGUUUGACAUCUGAGUUAAUUCAUGCAUGCCCAAACAACUGCAUGCUGUAUUGGGAAUCAAAUGCAGAUAGGCAAACUUGCAUAGUCUGUGAAUCAUCUCGAUGGAAGACAAAACCUUCUGCAAACAUUGAGUUGUCUGGGUCAGAAAAGAAAAGGAAACAACUACCUGCAAAGGUUUUACGUUAUUUUCCUCUGAAACCACGUCUACAACGCUUAUUUAUGUCAUCAAAAACGGCUGCUCAUAUAAGAUGGCAUGCAAGUGGUAGUAACAAUGAUAGUAAGCUAAGACAUCCUAGAGAUGGAGAGGCUUGGAAAGCAUUUGAUCUGCAGCAUCCUGAAUUUGCAUCUGAUUCAAGAAAUGUACGACUUGGGUUGGCGUCUGAUGGAUUUAAUCCAUUUGGUACAAUGAGUACAAAUUAUAGUAUUUGGCCAGUAGUUUUAUAUCCGUAUAACUUUCCGCCGUGGAUGUCAAUGAAGCAAACAUCGAUGAUUCUCUCUAUGAUUAUUCCAGGAAAGCAAAUGUCUGGUAAUGAUAUUGAUGUGUAUUUGCAGCCGCUUAUCAAAGAGCUGAAAGAAUUAUGGUUUGAUGGGAUCAAGACUCUAGAUGCUUCUACAAAUCAGAUGUUUGAUAUGCGAGCAGCCAUUAUGUGGACUAUUAGUGAUUUUCCAGGUCUCGGAAAUUUGUCUGGUUGGAAUACAUAUACAGCAUUGGCAUGUCCGAGUUGCAAUUAUGAUGCCGUUAAACUACGUUUACGCCAUGGGAAAAAAAAUUGUUUUAUGGGUCAUCGUCGUUUCCUUCCACUAAAUCAUAGCUUUCGUCAAAAUAAGAGUGAUUUUGAUGGAACAAUUGAAACUAGAUCUCCUCCUGUUACACCUUCGGGUUUUACAAUUAUGCAGCAGCUUGAAACAGUUAAUGUUACACUAGGUAAAGGAGAUGGUUUGGUUGGGAGAAAGAGAAGUCGGAGUGAUAAAGAUGAACAACAAUGGAGAAAAAGAAGUAUAUUUUUUGAGCUGCCUUAUUGGAAGUUUGUUUUGAUACGACAUAACUUGGAUGUUAUGCACAUAGAGAAAAAUGUGUUUGACAAUUUAGUCAACACAAUUUUGGAUGACAAGGAGAAGUCAAAAGACAAUCUGAAUGCUAGAAAAGAUCACCGAGAGCUUGGUCUUCGUCAUGAGUUGUGGCCUGAUGAUAAUGACAAGUAUCCAGCAGCCUGUUUUACUCUAAACAACAAUGAAAAAGACAUUUUUCUAAAUGUUUUAAAAUGUGUAAAAUUUCCUGACGGUUAUGCUUCUAACUUGUCUAGGUGUGUUGAUAUCAAUAACAGAAAGUUAUCAGGCCAGAAAAGCCAUGACUGCCACGUGAUAAUGAGAGAUUUGCUGCCGAUUGCAAUUCAGAACUUGCUGCCACAUGAAGUUACAUCUACCAUUGUUGAGUUAUGCCACUUUUUCCGAGAUAUAUCUGCAAAUGUCUUUGUUAUUGAAGAUCUUGACAAAUUACAACAGCGUAUUGUGCUGACUUUAUGUGAAAUGGAGAAACUAUUCCCUCCAUCAUUUUUCACCGUGAUGGUACAUUUAGUAGUACAUCUCACUGAAGAAGCAAAACAAGGUGGACCAGUCCCAUAUCGUUGGAUGUAUCCAAUUGAGAGGAUUCUUGGACAUUUCAAAUCAUAUGUUCGUAAUCGUGCCAAGCCAGAGGGUUCUAUAUGUGAACAAUAUCUAGCUGAUGAGUGUAUAACAUUCUGCUCAAUGUAUCUUGACGACAUAGAGACACGGUUUAAUAGGGGUGGCCGUGUUGAUGAUCAACCUAUAGUCUACAAUAGUAUAAGACCAAAUUCUGGACUUGCAGCUAUUUUCCCAACUGUUGGUAGAUUUGUUGGAGCAGGUCGUGUUCAUACUCUUACUUACGUAGAGAGGCUCCAGGCACAUCGACACAUACUAAUUAGUUGUCAACUUCUUGAUGAUUUACGAGAGAAAUACAGAAAUGAGCUAGCAAGGAAACAAUCUAGUCGAAGCAAAAGGAGUCGUGCUCUUGAUAUUGACAGAGAAAUACACCUAAAUUUUGCUAAAUGGAUCAAAGAGAAAGUAGAGAAAAAUGACAUUGAUGGUAUCACUGAUGAUAUACGGUGCUUAGCUAUAGGUCCAUCCAAUAGAGUUGUGAAGUAUUCAGCCUACAAUGUCAACGGGUUCAAAUUUCGAGUAUUGGAAAGAGAAGAUGAACUCAAAACACAGAACAAUGGUGUUUGUGUCGAAGCUGAAACGAUGAGUUAUGCAAGCUCUCGUGAUCCUAACCCAAGAGUAGGAGAUGUAGCUUACUAUGGACAAUUGGUUGAAGUAAUUGAGUUGAACUACUAUGAGACUUUCAGAGUUGUUUUGUUCAAGUGCAAGUGGGCUGAUACUCGUAAUAACAGGGGAUAUAAAACGGAUGCUUUCGGUCAUCGGUUGGUGAAUGUUACACGUCUGAUACAUACAGGGGAUAAUGAUGAUGAUGAGCCGUAUGUGUUGGCUUCACAAGCAAGAAUGGUAUAUUAUGUUCAAGACCCUCAUGAGAAAGAAUGGAAUUACGUAGUUCAUGUUCAACCGAGAGAUGUAUAUGAUAUGGGUGAUCCAAAUCCAUCCGAUGAGCUACAUGUUCAAGAAGAUGCCUAAAGUGUCAUUCUACCAUGUCUUGCGUAACACUAGAAUUAAUUUGUAAUUUGCUUUCUUGUUAAUUACUAUUUAUUUGAUUCUAAGUUACUCUGCAAGUUUUAUGUUCUAUAUGAAUUUGAUCGUGAAAUCGUUAUAUUGUUCUUUGUUACUUAUAAUUUGAUUACAAGUAAAUAUGAUUAUUCUACUAGCUAAUGAUGGUGAUUGAUGAAGCAGCUGAGGAUUGAAUACCCGUGGUACAUUUUCUUGGAUUUAAAUCAUCUGGAAGAAAGAAUCCUUGGUUUUUAUAGAACUCGGAAAAGAGGGAGAGGAGUUCACAACUCUGAAAUCGACAAUUACGAUCCAUCAAGUAGACUGAAGGAUUUCACAGAUUCUGAGACACAAGCUCCUGAUGAUUUGCCGGAAUUUGAGACGUCUAAUAACUCUCCUCCUCCACUUGCUCAAGAAUGCAAAAGUUUCAAAUGGAGUGUUCGACUGAUAGAUGAUGCUCAUGAAAACAUAGAAGAGCAAAUGCUAACAACCAGAGAUGUUUGGAAGUUACAACAUCGCAAAGUGAUUGUUCACUUCGAUGAAGAUAGCGGUCAACCUGAUGAAGAUUUUGGAGGCCUACUUGGAUCAUGGUUAGGCCAAUUGAGUACUGAUGUGAACUUGUUACCCAUUAAAUAUAGUGAUUGGAGAACAUAUUCCCCUGGUAAAAAGGAUACAGCAUGGAAAUUAAUCCAGGCAAAGUUUUUGUUUGAUGAUCCAAUGGCAAGAAAGGAUUAUGUGAUUGGUGUUCUAGGGAGCAUAUGUAAGGAUCUCAAAGUACGUCUUUGGAAAAAAUACAAACAAAACACUCCUGCUGCAACAUUAGCAAAUCGUCCCCCUCAUGUGCCUGUAGAUCAAUGGCGUGACUUUGUUUCCACAAGGUUUUCUGAAAAAUGGAAGAAAAUGCAAGACCGAAAUACCAAAAGCCGAAGCAAACACACAACGCCUCAUAUAUGUGGAAGAAAGAGCUUCACUAGGAAAAGACGUCAAAUUACAAACGAGACUGGAAAAACACCAAGCCGAGCAGAGUUUUUCAUUACGACUCGCAAAAAAGCUGAUGGAAGUUUCGUAUCAGAUGAAGCUAAAAAACGUGCCGAUGAGCUUACAGUUUUGUUGGCUCAAAAUCCAUCAACACAAGUCUCAAACAAUGUUUCAACUUGUUUAGAUGAUGACUAUUCUCGAGUGUUUGGUCGUGAGCGUUCAGGGAGAGUGCGUUGCAUUGGUCGUGGACCUACACCUUCAAAAUUAUACAAACGUAGUACUGCAGCAAGAUCUGAGGCUGCAAAUGUUGAAACAGCUAAGAUGAAAACAAUGAUGACAUCAUUGCAAAACGAGGUUGGAACUCUGAAGGCAUUUAUCACUAAAUUGCUUACUAAAAGUAACGAUAUGGCAACUCCAUUGACAGAUGAUUUUGAUAGUAUAACGAAUCAGCUAACUUCUCAGGAAAGAAUUGUUGUCAACGAUCAGAGUGACAACGACGAUCAUGAGGAUUAGAUGAUAUGCAAAGGAUGAUUUGCCAUUUUUUAUUGUAGAAUUUGAUUUUAAGAGUUUUUUAUUUUUAUAUUAUUUAAACAUAUAAUGUUAUGGAUUAUUUGUUUUACUUUUUACUAUUAUUUGGUUAUUGCAUUUUAAAUAUUAUUUUAUUUUUAUUUAACAUUUUAUUAAAUUUAUUCAAAUUAUUUCAAAA
Thlaspi arvense is the source of this 5564-nucleotide messenger RNA. The record is from the annotation of a GenBank genome assembly. NCBI's taxonomy places the organism in Eukaryota, Viridiplantae, Streptophyta, Magnoliopsida, Brassicales, Brassicaceae.